AUGGGGACUGGACACUUAAGGCCUCAAAUCUUAACUUAUCUCCCUCUUUUCUCCUCUGCCCUCCACCCUUGUUCUUCUUCAAAGGCUGAAAAAAAUGAGGAUGGAGACCAAAAGAUCGAGCAAGAUGGCAUCAAACCAGAAGAUAAAGCUCAUAAGGCAGCCACCAAAAUCCAGGCCAGCUUCCGUGGACACAUAACAAGGAAAAAGCUCAAGGGGGAGAAGAAGGGAGAUGCCCCAGCAUCUGAGACUGAUGCCACCGACAAGAAGGAGGAAGGCCCUGCUGGUGGAGCGGCCGAGAACAAAGAAAGCGAGGCUCCUGCUGCCACAGAAGCAGCCGCCGCUGACAGUGCCCAGCAGGAGGAGGGCAGCAAAGACAGCAGUGCGCCAGCGGAGGAGAAAAAAGGAGAUGGAGCCACCGACACGGGCUCAGAGCAGCCAGCCCCACAGGCUGCCACUCCUGCAGCUUCCUCAGAGGAAAAGCCCGCUGCUGCCACUGCCCCCGAAAGGGAAAGUGCCACUAAAGCUUCCACUGAUAACUCGCCGUCCUUGAAGGCUGACGAAGCCCAAGACAAAGAGGAGCCUAAACAAGCCGACGUGCCUGCUGCUGACACCACUGCCACCACCACCCCUGCUGCAGAGGAUGCUACUGCCAAGGCAACAGCGCAACCCCAAAUGGAGACAGUGGAGAGCAGCCAAACCGAAGAGAAGACAGAUGCUGUAGAAGAAACCAAACCUACUGAAAGUGCCCAGCAGGAAGAGGUGAAAGAAGAAGAGAGCAAGGCGGACCAAGAAAAUGCCUGA
Messenger RNA from Cinclus cinclus, 801 nucleotides. RefSeq names its product growth associated protein 43 (gene GAP43). Bases 1 to 801 code for a protein of 266 amino acids. The record is from RefSeq and is a predicted model, not a curated record. Gene Ontology annotation, biological process: tissue regeneration; axon choice point recognition; axon regeneration. Gene Ontology annotation, cellular component: plasma membrane; postsynaptic density; cytoplasm. Gene Ontology annotation, molecular function: calmodulin binding; phosphatidylinositol phosphate binding; phosphatidylserine binding. Lineage: Eukaryota; Metazoa; Chordata; Aves; Passeriformes; Cinclidae. The transcript has 3 exons.